AUGAACAAAGUACCGAAUCCGUUGAAAUUCAACCAAGCUGUGUUUGACUUUGCACUGCAUCCGACCGAUGAUCUGGUAGCCACAGGAUUGAUUAACGGCGAGAUUCAUUGCUAUCGUUAUGGAGUGGAAGAACAUCAAAGUAUUUGGACAGCCAAACCGUUUAGAAAGUCCUGUCGAGGAUUGGAAUUUUCUCCGGAUGGAAAUGGUUUAUAUGGUAUUUCCAAAGACAGAUCAAUUCAGUUCAUGGAUACCGCCACAGGUCAAUUGAUCCGAAGCAAAACCGAAAGUCAUGAAAAUCCAUUAAACGUACUGUUAUGUCUCAAUGAACGUUUGUUGGCCACCGGUGAUGAUCAAGGAAUUAUCAAGCUCUGGGAUAAUCGUGAUGGCUAUUUAUCAACAUGGGAUAUUCGUAAACCUGAUGUCGCGGCCAUGUCAGACAAUAUGGAAGAUGAGCUUCUGUCCGUAGCUCUGGUCAAGAAUGGUCGCAAGGCAGUGGUAGGAUCUCAAGAAGGAGUUUUGAGUUUAUGGUCAUGGGGUGAUUGGGGCGAUUACAAGGAUCGUAUCAUUGGCCACCCGAACUCCAUCGAUGCUAUUUGUAAACUGGACGAGGACACCAUCUGCACCGGAAGUAGUGACGGCCUCAUUAGGUAUGAAAAAAAGAGCUAA
Molecule: messenger RNA, 666 nt
Organism: Radiomyces spectabilis
Lineage: Eukaryota; Fungi; Mucoromycota; Mucoromycetes; Mucorales; Radiomycetaceae
Product: WD40-repeat-containing domain protein
Exons: 6
Coding region: 1-666 (221 amino acids)
Molecular function (GO): protein binding
Source: RefSeq, a predicted model, not a curated record